Dalotia coriaria is the source of this 2696-nucleotide messenger RNA. It is a transcript of the gene Socs16D, whose product is annotated as Suppressor of Cytokine Signaling at 16D. The transcript has 6 exons. Gene Ontology annotation, cellular component: phosphatidylinositol 3-kinase complex. Gene Ontology annotation, molecular function: 1-phosphatidylinositol-3-kinase regulator activity. The coding region runs from base 146 to 2230 and encodes 694 amino acids. The record is from RefSeq and is a predicted model, not a curated record. NCBI's taxonomy places the organism in Eukaryota, Metazoa, Arthropoda, Insecta, Coleoptera, Staphylinidae. Gene Ontology annotation, biological process: phosphatidylinositol phosphate biosynthetic process; intracellular signal transduction.
AAACAACGAAAAUCCCUAGACACAAUUAUUUCAAUAGCCGUUCAACAUGGCCGAUGCUACUGAUUCAUUGGGCGAUUAGCAGAUUCUUUUCUAAUUGUUUUGUAAUUUAGUUUUGCAAUAUGAUUUGAACCAAGAUAAGCCAGCAAUGGAGUCUCCUCCGUCCACUUCAAUCUGGUCAGAGGCAUUUAUACUAAGUGAUGACAGUGGCUUGCUUCUGACCAGCAGCUCAAUAUCAAGUGGAGAAAGUCGCACUGGCAUGGGCCAAUUUACUUUUGAGUUGCAAGACAGUGACAAGUCAUUAUCACAAGCAGAUUCAUUAGAUGGCAUGUCAGAUAUUAUUUGUGGUGAGAAUUUCAACACAUUGAAGAAGGGCCCACAUUGGAGUGAGACUAAGACAUCUCCCAUAGAACCACCACUAGAGUUUCAGGAUCAUCCAAUUGUAUAUGAUUCAUUUGCAGCAGACAUAGCAUGCACAGUUAUUCAAGAAGCAAUCAAUGAAACGUCACAGCAGCACACGCGACAGCAGAAGAUCAAUGCUAUGAACCUGCAGGUCUUUCGGCCUAUUCACCAGGUGUAUCAGCGCUCUUACUGGACGCAGGAUUUCCUCCCGUUCAGCCCGUGCCACGCCGGCCGACCGAGCUCACGCAGCUCCCUCGGUUCAUCGCGUCUCUCCAGCUCGCACAAUUCGUUAUCAGUUCCUACAGCACACCGCGCCGACGACUCCAGUUUUAUCACGCAGGCGGUCUCACAUGACACGCUCUCAUCGAAUCGCAUCAGCGACCUGUACAAUGUGCCGUUCGACAGCGAUGUAUAUGCUGUGCCAGUGGACACGGUAAGGCCGCCGUUGCGUCCGAGGCGGAACUUAGCGCACAAGAAGCGCCGUCGGAAUACAUCGUCCGGCUUUCGCGAGCUUGAGAAAACGCACGCCAAACAGGUGAAGAAGACCACCUCAAAAUCGGAGCAUUUUGCGCUUUGUAGUGGAAACAACGCGAAGCGACAUAGCGUCGCCGGCACGUCUUCAACCACUGGCGAGGCGACUGAGCCGGUGCAUAUGACCCUGCAGGAAGUGCGCCAGUACUUGCAGACGUUAUACUCCAGUUCAUCGGACUCGUCUGAACAUCGUGAGAACAAGGGCGCGAAGGUGGCGAGCCGCAACGGCCUGGUGAACAUUAAUAAUAAUAAUAAAUAUUCUGAUCCGAGUUUGUUGAAGACGCACACGAACAACAACGCCUGCACGCAGGCGAGAAAGAAAUCGACAUUCCUCAUUAAUAUUAAGAAUAAGAAAGUUAAGGAUUUAUGUGAUAAUAAUACUAUUGAUAAGCAGCAGCAGCUGCAAAUAACGAAUAGCGCACUGUCGCCAAUGCGUCAGGAGAAACAGAAGAAGGGCACGGCGCGAGUGUUUUGGCUGAAGCAAACGCUGUGCAAUAUGUUUCGAUUCAGGCGGAUCAUCUCGCCUGUGCACGGCAAAGAGGCGAAGAAAAAUGACACAGACUGCGAGUUCAACUUUCACGAGGGUAUGGAGAACGGCGAGGGAAAUAAAAAUAUCACAAAACGAGCUCUGCCACCGUUGCCGGGGCAGGGGCAGCUUGCGGAGGGAAUGGAUGAGUCGCCCACUUUGGAUUUUACAACAAGUAUACGAAAAGUAAAGGAUUAUGGUUGGUAUUGGGGACCUUUGUCAAGUGAGGCUGCUGAAAAGAUUCUAUCAAAUGAACCAGCUGGAUCUUUUAUAGUUCGAGAUAGCAGUGACGAUCACUAUAUAUUUUCGCUAACGUUUAAAUUAAAUAGUACCGUCAGGCAUGUUAGAAUAGAAAAUGACCAGGGUAACUUUAGCUUUGGGAGCUGUACAAAAUUUAAGUCCCAAACAAUCGUAGACUUUAUCGAGAAUGCAGUGGAGCAUUCGCGUAGCGGUAGAUACUUGUUCUUUCUGCAUAGACGGCCGACCAUUGGGCCGGUACGCGUGCAAUUGUUGCAUCCAGUGUCACGCUUCAAGCAGACGCAGAGCCUACAGCAUAUGUGCAGAUUUGUUAUAUUAAAAAAAGUACGCAAAGAUUUAAUACCCAGUCUACCACUACCGAGACGAAUGAUAGACUACUUGAGCACGCCGCACUAUUACUCGGAGCAUCUGGUGGACAUUGAAGACAUCGAAGAGGACCACUUCCGGGCGCGUUCCAAUGCGCACGAGUCGUCCGAGGAAUACGGCAAUGAGCAGACAAUCGGUCGACACGAUUAGAACGAAUGUUUUUCUACUUAUGAUUAUUAACUGCAAAAUAUUCACGCAAGGCAAAUUAUGGUUCGAUUCUCAAGUUGAAGCUCGUAGUUUUUAAAUUUUGUGUUCAAACCAAAGUUAUACAUUGUGAUCAGUAGAUUUUAGUCGAUAGUUUUAAUGUAAUAAUUUAUUUUGUUUGUGCAACAUGCUAAUUUUAACGUUGCGUCUUAAUACUGAUAAGCGUAGGAUCCACGAUCAGUUAAUUUGCAAGUAUUUAUUUUGAAUCGAUAUUUAUGAGACGGCGGAGAUAAAUAACGCACGGGAAUACGCAUGUAGAUUUAAGGAAUCAAAAGUGACAGAUGAUUGAAUGAAGUCCCAGGUGUCUGGGACAUUGCGUGUGUAUGUACUUUGUAUUGCCAAAGAAACGAUGUCGGAGGAAAAUUACAAUGGAAAAGGAGUUUUUCAUUCUUGAAAUAAAUAGUAAAAGAAA